AUGUCGACGCUUUGUCAAGCUUUACUCAUCUUUCUCGCUGAGGUGGACAAAGUUCCAUUUUUACCAUUUUUGAAUGGACUCCAGUUUCAUCGUCUGAAGAGGCUCAUUUGAAGUGUUUUUACCUUUUUUAGGUGUACAUGCUUUGCCUAAAUGACAUUGGAACCGCUGGUAAGUUAAACCUGUUUCAUUUCCUUCUAAGUUAAGUAAGCCGAGUAAAUGACUUCAACGCCUGACACAGUAUCGGAUGAUAAUUUCUUAGCGACAGUUUGUGAUUCAUCGAUGACUUGCCUUAAAUACGUGAUUCUUGUGAAAACUGGUAGGAAGACUAUGAAUCUAACAAAAAUAUUGUCCUUGAGGGUGCUGUAGGAAUAGCAGUUCAGCAUAUGAAUAUCAUGUUCGAAACUUACCCUUAGUGCCCGUCUGUAUCAGCGAGGAAAAGGUGGCCAUAGAGGGCACAGCAUAAACAAAAUUAGUUUCUACGUUGCUUCGUCGGUGGUCAUCUCAAAUUAAACCUGACCCGGUUGAUGCUUCAGUUCUCUCUGUAUAACAUAUAACGGUAAGUUAUAAGAAACGUCACCUUCACCUGACAUUACUUCAACUGAUCGAGGAGCGUUAGGCUAAGGAAUCUUGACCACUGUUAGCAGUAUAAUCACUGGCUAUUGUCAGAUUUUGGCUAGGAUAUUAAUAGUUGAAAUUGAACUGAGCACUGGGAAUCGAUAUUCAAUUUAAACUUUGGAAAACAGUGUUUUCUGUCGCUAGGAGGUUGCCACGCAAAAACGUCUGGACAGCGAGUACGGAGAAAAUUGACUGUUACGACAUUAACGGUAUUAACAAAAAUGGAGAUGAAACUCUUCCAUGAAAAUCACACAUAAAUGACUUCCUGAGAUGCAGAAAAAAAAAACGAGUAAAAUGAAACCUCAGCUGAUAAGAUUUGUUAAAUGAAUGUUUUUCGGCAAAAGCUCGAGGAGUAAGGAAUCUGAGGCUUUCUUCAUUUUCUUUCCCAGUUUUUUUUUAUCCAAAAUGUAAUGAUAUUUAAGUAAAGAACUGUACUCGUGGUAAGCGUUGCGGUUUUCUUUUAUAAUCCGGAUGAAGACGAUAAUAUGGAUUUAAUUAGCGGAAGGAAAAAUAAAUACAUUGUUAUCUAGUUAGUCCUUUUAACUCUAUAUUUUUUAUUUUACUCUGUUUUUAAAUUAUUAUUUCCAAGCUUCAAAUGACAUUAUACUUAUGUUUGAAAAGUUAUUUUACAAGGGUUUUUGUAAAUUCGGUAUGUGAAAUACUUGCGAAAUUGUCCGAACACUUGUGACUGGGAAGGCGUAUUCCUACUGGAUGACCGCCUAAGCUUCCCAACAUCCGGUUUAAAGCCAAAUAAUAGUCGUAUACUGUAUAUUAAAUGCUGGUUGAUAGAGAUUGUCUUGUAGUUUCAAGUUUAGUAUUAUUCUUAUCCACCUGGUAAAAGCGCGAGUUCACCAUCGUCCGUUUAUGUAGCCGGUAUUGCAUUUUGCAGCAGUUUGAUGGUGUUCAUGUUUAUCUUCAAUGGUAAAAAAAGCCACAAAUUUGGCGAUUUGAAAGGCUACGUCUAGAGCCCAGUCUCUAACUCAAACAGAGUAUGGAAAACCUGUGGCAAAACCUAUCACUGAAAUACCAGCCGCUUUAUCUUGAUAAUUUGCACUGGGGCAAGUUUCCAAAGCUACAUGUUCAUACCCUUACUUUUGUUUCCUAAUACUUAAAGCUUGUCUUUUGCAGAUGCUUUCCUUUGCCAUGGAGGAGGUUCAUAUUUUCCAGACCCAAAUGAUUGCAGAAAGUUUUACUACUGUCAUGGAAAAACAGCUUACCAUCACACGUGCCCAUCUCAUAGGCCACUUUUCAAUGCAACUUUACAAGAUUGUAUCAACGCUACAGGUGCGAGUUCUAUUACACUUAAAAUUUGUCCUAUAAAAAGUAUAAAAAUAUAGCUCCAAACUGACCCCUAAGACUUUCAAGGAGUCAGCCAAAAUUUGACAGCAUUUUCUGAGCCCCGCAGCUGUUAAGCAAACCUUUUCAUCGGAGGUCAGUCUUUUUGAAACUUUGCACCAACGAGACCUAAAUGUUCAUUACCCCCUUUGUUUACUGAUCAACUCUCACUUAAUGGAUAACCGUAUUGAGACCGUCAGCUCCCAAACGGACACCCAUGUUGCGUACCAUUCAGGACUGGUAAAAUUCCGCUCUGAUAUUGCGUUAAGCCUAUAUGCAGCAAAUCAGUCCCUUCUACAGAAAAACAAGUCUCGAAGGCCUGAAUCUGGUCUCAAAGAUGGAUUGUAACAAAAUGGAACACGAAUUCUCAUUUGGAAUAUUCCGUCCGGAAAAAUAGGAGUACACUUUUCAGACGUUCUGUUGUUCCCUGAAAAGUGGUGUUUCAUACUUUACAACAGGAGUUUUCGUGAACUUUCCAUCCAAGAGUUGGAAAAAACAUGCAUGGUCUUCAUCCAAUUACUCAUUUACGAAACUUUGGUCAUACCCUUUAAAUUUGAGAAGGAGUGCCUUUGAGCUCAGUAUUUACAAGGAAAACUGUUAGUAAUGAAUGUAUUGGUCAAUAUGAACAGUGUGUAUUACUGAUCAGCUUUCCCUUACAUUGUGGAUUCUUGAUACGUCAUAAAAUUUUCCUAACGUUGAACUGGGAAACUUCAGUUGCUUAAAGAGUCCCAUUCCGAAUAGGGAGGAAAUACGUAAUGUUACUUAAGAACAUUGAAAGAACAAUUAUACGCUCAUGUGGCAAAAAAAGCAAGAUGCCAAUUCACGCAGUUUCCCCAUAAUCAAGAAAGCUGUGAACUUCACGUUGGUCUAGCAAUAGGCCUUAUUACGUGUUCUCGUCAGUCGAUGUCAGUGCAGUGCACUUUUAAGUUACUUUUAAUUCAAGGUUAGAUUUAUUGCUUGUUUUGUGACAUGCAUCAUUUUUUUUCUUUUUCUUUUCUGCAGUUUUUUGUUCCGCUACAGUAAGACCGUCUCCGACACCGUCUCGACAAAGUGGUGGGUUGAGCCCCAGUGUUAAAAUGUCACCAUCGUCAACUGUCAGUAUCUAUUACACUCGAUACACUCCUUUGUCAACUCAAGUGGGAUCAUUGCUCUCAACAUCGACUGUUUCUGGUAAGAAAAUCUAAUGUAUUGAAUAAUCGAUUAUUUUCAAAUUACAAUCAAAUAUGUCCCCAAAUAGUUUUUCAAAUUAAUCUCCGGAUUUCUUUUGUAUCGUCAAGCUUUUUGUUAGAAUUUCCACAAAACUAAUCAGCCAACUCACAAUUUCGAUCUGUCAAUAAAGUGUCGCUAUAAAUAGUAUUAGUUGGAUAUCCAACCGAUAAAGAGUCACGCCGUGCCAAGUUUUUUUCAAUGCCCCCUUCCGACUGAAUCAAGAUUCAAUUUCUUUUCAAUUAUUUGCCGACUGUCUGCCCGCACCACUUCCUGAAAUUUAAUGGCACAAGUGAGAGACUGUUUUACCCUCAAAUUUUUUUGUUUUUCUUUCCUUCAGUUUCCACAACUUUGAAGCCACCUGUCCAUCAGAUUAUUUGUAGGUCAAUGCCUUUGGAAAAAAGGGUAGGCGAAACUAAUCUGUAACGGCGCCACGGUCGUUUUCAUUUUAACGGCACUUAAAAAUGGCACACUGAAAGUUCUUCAGUCUUCCGUAACAGUAAUAUCUUUAAUCGGUGACCCAAGCCCUUUCCCCACGUUUUUUUAACGUUUAUACCACUACAUGAGAAAUUUCUACAAUUUAAUUGGCUUAGAGCAGUGGUAUUUCAGCUUAAUUUGAAAUACAUACAUUUGAAAAUUACAAACCUUUUGCGGGUAGUGGUAUAAACAAAUAAUAGCAUAAUUUGUACGUGAUAUUUGUUAUAAAUACCACUCGUGAUAUUUCAAAAUUGUAUCAAAUUUCACUCGCUUAUCAGCUCGUGAAAUUACGUAUUUUUGCCACAUAUAACUACUAAUCAUGAUAUUACCUAUACUAAUUCAACUUGGGCUUAAAGGGGCUGUGUCGGCACGGCUGGCUAAUUAGGUUAUCCUGCCAAUAGCCCACGUUCGAUAUAUUAACAUUGUAAUAUGUCCUCCGAAGCUUUCUGGUCAUUCUUCAAUAUUUGGUUUAGUUUUCUUUGUGCUCAAGUCUCUUCUGGGAAUUUCGAGACAAUGGAGUCCUUAAAAAUUUGCAAUUUUGACCUUAAAGCAAUGAAGUCAUGUUAAAAUUUUAAUAUAUCGAACAUGGGCUAUUACUCGUCGUUAUUCGCGAUGGAACUUAAAAAAACAAAUAAUAAUAAAAAAAUAGAAAUAAAUUGUGAAUUACAAAAUCACAGCUUUGCUUCGAACAGGUAUGUCUCUCAAGCAUUAUAUCAAACGCUACAAACAAGAACUGAAUGUACUUUGAAGAAUUGUUAGGCUAGCAAGUUUUCGCAAACCGCGAUUGCAAACCGUUCCAAUCUUCUUCAUGUUUGUUCAUCAUUGCCUCCCUUUGUAUUUUUUGUGUUAUACGUUUCGAGUUGUUAUUUUUAUGUUACACUCAAUUUAGUGGCAGUUCCCAGUGAUUGAAUUUUGAUAAAUUUCGUGACACAGUUUCUUUAAUUCAACAAAAUCCAUGUUAAAUUAAUCCAAGGUUAUUUGCUCCAUCCUUAAAAAAAUAGUCAGUUUGGUGCUUUCCUAUUUCACUAAAGAACUAUUUCGAUGUUUCACUCAAUUGCAGUAUAAUUUAAGUUGCCAAGUAUCUAAAAUGAUAUUUAUCGGCAAUUUUUUAAUUACUGUGGCGAUGUUUCUAGUUGCGUUGCAAGCAAUAAUUAAACUAAAUAUUUUAAAUUUUGUCACUACUCUAGCCUGAGAAAACAGCCGACAUUUCCUGACGCCUCCACUUGUUUCCCCGCGAAAUGACGACGCGUCACUAUGCUCCCACGCAGGCGUUCUUAGGGAAGCUCGUUUUUCAUCCCACCCCUGGGGAGGGAUGAAAGACGAGCUCCCCUAAAAAUGCCUGCGUGGGAGGCUAGUCACUAUCCAGAUCUGGGAAGCGCUCUGGGGCGCUUUCCAUUCAAGAAAAAUUUCGGUUUGAAAUUUUGGAAACUUCACGUGCUGUACUUUCCGGUUCCAGAGACCCGACCCCAAGGCACCCGCGCGUUUUGUUAUUAGGCAGUUAGCAACCGAACGGGAACGUCAGUUGACGACGGUGCGCGCAAAUCAAACAAUUGGCUUGACCAAUGGCACAGCGGCAAAUUAAGCAUCGGAAGUCGAGUUUAGUCCUUACCGCGCGCUUUCCCGUCGUCAAGUGACGUUCCCGUUCUGUUGCUAAAUCAGCCUAUUGUGGCUUCGCAGCAGACUCAAAAUUACACUCUAAAAGAGAAAAGUAAACACUGUCAGUUUAUAUCCUAAAGAACACUCGACUGUCGAAAAGGGUCGGUGGAAAACUUAAGGCGGAGGAAUCCUAUUUCGUGUAGAAAGCCACAUUUUUGCAAGCGAAGAGUAUGAAUGGGCCAAAUGGGCUAACAGAUGCAUUUUAAGGUUGUGGAAGAGUCGAGAAAACGUUGUGGUUUUGUGAUUUAUUAAAUAUUCAUAUUUUAAAGACAGUACAUUUACAGCAGGUUAAAGUGAUGCAAAACUCUAAACUAGGUAUGUGAAGGCACACGAAAGGGGUACCUUUUCUCUCAAAAAUGGUAUAUAAAAGGGUAAUGGACUGAACCUCAGGGCAGUGCCUCCCCUUAUAAACGUUUGUUGAGUACUCCUCCCCCGUUUGCCAAUAGUGGAUCCAAGGCAUAAUAAUUAGAGGAAUUUUUAUAGUGACCUAUAAUUUUACUCCAACAAUCUACUCCCUGCACAUUUUAUUUUCUCGUGUAGCAUUAUGAAUAAAUGUUACUGGAUUUCAAAUUAAGAAGAUACAAUUACAAAUAAAAAGUAUUAUGGAAUGUGUUCGUUCUUCUAACGGCCCAAAAUAUUAUAUGAUGAGCAACCUGUCAGCGGGUUUCUAGGUUUCCAGCCUAGUCCUUGCUUUUAGUAAGGUUUCUUGUGUAAAAUAUUCAUUUUAAUCCUUUUAUAUUUUUCUCACAGUUCACUUGUUUCAAAAAUGAGGCUAACAUUUCCAGGGAGAGACUGAAAAAUGGCACUUCAACCAUGGUGAUACGGGAAAUAUUAAAGGUAAGAGAAUUUGAAAGUCAUUAAUCCAGUUUUGGCCUCCGGUAUCAUAACUUGACGCAUUGCGACUAAGUUAUUACCCCAAUUGGGAGUUGAACUGUUUAGUUGUAAGUUGUGAGGAAAUAAGUUUUGAAUGAUGAAUAACUGACUAAAGAACGAACAAAUCAUGAAUGAUCAGCAGCAUGGAUGAGGCUUGUAUGAUUGAAGCGGACGACAACCUCCGGACAUACUUCUUCAUAUGGUACGAACGCCGAGUCCGAAAACUUUUAUAUAGUUUAUUAAGAAUAUUUCAAACUUGAUAACUCGCCUGUUCAUCGGCAUUGAUAACAGAUGUUAUUCAAAUGGCCCCUGACAGGCCGCAUCCUUCGAAUAGUAUCUUUGCUGUUAUUGCUUGGUGUGUUAUUGCUUGGCCGUGGUUCUGCAUGCAUUCCAUCUUUGCAAAAUAUGUGAAAUUGUCCGCCAUUUAACCCAGCUCUACCAAAACAGCUGAGUUACCACUGGAAAAACUGGAAAAUUCACAGAGAUCGCAAAAUGUCUAUAAAUCGUGAAUUUACAGACUUUUGAAAGAGUGCAAAUUUUCCCUACCUUUAGAUACUAUGGAAUACAAAAUGUCCCCCAGUGUAAAAUCAUUUUUGCAGACAUUUUACCCGGUUUUUAAUAUCUUUAUAUGUAGGAUGUUUAUAAAAUGGCUGUAAAUUUCAGCUUCGGAAAUACCGCGCCUUCUGCUGUCCCUUUUUCUUGCCGAUAUCUGUACAGUUGAUAUCAGUUGCACUAAUAUCGGCAAACAGUGGCUGCUUAAGAGAAAAAUAUUUUAGGAAGAUGUUAAAAAAACUUUGUUUAACACUAAGUUCUUUUAAGCACGCGUUUUUUUUAUCAUGCCUUUUCCUAGCCAACAGGAACGUUUACAGGCGUGUUUACCUCAGUCUUGAAAACGGAGUUAUUUACGAAGCGAUAUUUAAGCUAAUUAUGCAACUAAAAGUCAGUCUGAUCGAAGUAUUAAGUUGGGGAUAACGUGUACAAUUUCUCCAGAGAAGGCUAAUGAUAAAUCAUGUAUUUUAAAAACUUCUUCAUAGGCUACAGCUCAUGACGCCGAAGUCGUAAUUGAUGGUCUCGGUUCCCGUGAAAACAGUUCAACUGCAUUCAAUGCAUUUGAAGUAAUAGCAGUGCUAGAAGACGUUUGGAAGGAUGUCAUAAAAAGAUUAAAGAACCGCAACGAGACCAUACGAAUAACAACUGAGACCUUUGCGGGUAAGACCUUAUUGCAGCAAACAAGAUUAUCUAAUAUUAUUACUAUUGUCAGUAACAAAUUGACCUGAACUAACGCAUGAUUUGAUUUUUAAUAAGUGGAAAGAAAUUAAAAAGUAUCGGAAAUUGGAUAUGUAUAUGGGCUGUUUCCGCUUUUAAAUUUCCCGCGUGGAAUCAUUUCAAAAUAUAUAUAAUGUUUUUCGGUCCCACUCUUGUUAAGUUUCACAGCUCUUUUGUACGGAACAAUGGCAGCAACCAAGAAACGUCAGAUCAAUUUUAGGUUUCUGGGAAACUGCCCACCUACCCCUCCCUUAAGCUAACAUUAACACUUACUUCCUAUCUAGGGCAAAAUGUUAGCUUAGGGGAGGGGUAGGUGGGCAGCCGAAAGGUCAUAAUUAUUCAUAAUGUCAAGAGCCAUAAUGGGUCUUGAUGAUGUUAAGAAAUUCCCUUGUUUUCAACUAAACACUAUCUGUUUUCUCUUACUUCAAAUCCUUGAAUCGAAGGUAGUAAUUUUGAGCUCAUUCUCAAAAUCACAAAUGGUAAUGUAAUAAUAUUGUUAUUUUGUCAUGUGAAUAUAUGAUUUAUACGAUCUUUACCAUCAUCAAAUCAUAAUCGUACUGUCUUGUUUCGCUAAGAAUAGUCAUUGAAAUAAUGAGUUAACUGACUUGUCUUUUUUUCAUAUUCAGUGCUUGAAACUGCGAGAAUCAGUGGCGCUUAUGAAUUCCCAGGGCCAAUUGACCAGGCGUCUACAUACAUGGCUCUGCCGCAAAAGCUGCUUAGUGAGGACAAAUGUAAGUACAUGUGGACUGAAAUUCAAUAACGUUAGUUCCAGUUGAAAUUUUGGUGUUCACUCUUGAAACUGAUUCUCAGUUUCAAUUAUCUUUAUUAUCAGUUUGCAGGUACAUUUUCGCAUAUUAACAGUGAUUUGAACACAAAAGUCAAGAUAUCUGUCAUCUUUUUACGCCCGUAAGGAUUUUCGGGAUAAAAACAAAGUCACGUGGUUUCUCAGGAGACAAACAACUGAUAAAAGCUGCCACUACAAGUUAUCAACAGAACAACAACAGAAAGUGAAGAUCUUGCAAUUUUAAAAACGACAAUGGCAGACUAUGGGUGGAGGUGCAGUGACCUUUGUCUUGGCAAUAGCUUGUAUUGGAAGCCUUUACUUUUUCUUAAUGUUCUCUAAGAAACCACGUGCCAUUCCUCUUAUCCCCUCAAUCUUUGGGGGCGUUCACAAAAUGGGGGUAUCGAGAAUGAGGCCUAUAUCUAUCUGGAAGCAUUGGGUGUACAAAGAAUAUGUGUCAGGUAAUAAGGUUUACUAAAAACGAGGAAGUAUAAAAUCUUGACCUCUUACUUCCUGAAACUGUUUCUAAUCAUUAGAGAAAUAUGAAUUGAAUUCUAAAGGACUGUAUCAAAGUUCAGGAAAGAAAAAAAGAAAGUUGUUGUCUUCUGUUCCGUCCUCGAAAAAACGUGAAAUUUGGCACAUUUACGUUGUAGUUGUGCAGCGACGGCAAAUAAAUGUACAAACUACUGUACAACUGACCUCUUGACAGAGUGUUUGACAUAUUCUUUUUACAGACCCUUGCCGCACCUUUGGUGCUUUGUAUUGGAAUUUACACUCUGUGGUUCCUGUCCGAAUGUAAGUAUUAUCUUCCAGACAUAGAUCCACACUGGUUUCCACUAUUUUUGGAAAGCAUUAGUAUUUUUAAUAGAUUUUAAAGUUUAAAUUUGUAGAUUAUCCACGUACUAACUCUUCCAACCCCCUUACGCGCCUUCUUUUGUGGCGCAGUUGUUUUUCUUGGAUCCGCCCUUUAAAAUCGUUUCCUACGCCAUUCACCAAGGUUUGUAUUCAUUUAUUAAUUUAUUCUCUCACCUUUGCAGGAACGGUACAAAUCGGACUCUGAGGUUGAACAGUCACGUGAUCUCCAUGCGGCUCUGUGUCCCAUUGGGAAAAAGCUCAAAGAUUUAUGUUACGAUUGUAAUGAAACAUAUUAAGGUAAGAACUCUUUGAGGAUACAUAUUUUACAUAUUACUAUAAUGAGGAAAAUAAACCUCGAGUACCUCAAAGGUGCACGAUGAAGUCUUUGAGCAGUUUGACACUAAAUGUCUAUCCCACGCCGUCACUGUCAGUUCAAUGCGCUCCUUAAUAAUGGAGCUGCCAAGAAUUUACUCGGUACUGCUGUACUCAACUGUGAUUCGUUUACUAGGUCCUCAAAGACAAUGAUUUCACAUACUGUGCCUACUGGGACUUUUCUUUGACGUAAGUGGAGGUUUUACUUUCUUUUCUUUUCACAUUAUUCUAGUAACGGUAGUUUCUAGUAAAUGUUGCCUUUCCAAAGUUGUUGUCUAUUUUCCUAACACUCCAUAAGCCGAGUUUUACCUGAAGGUUUUGGUGGCCAAUGUCGUCAAACUCACAAUAUCAUCGUGAAAAGAGUUGGAAAGGCUUCAACUUUUUACCUUUUUUUACUUCUUCCCCCACACCCUGGCCCAGUGUUGUUCAAAACUAAUUGUGUUUGUGCUAGUAAUUGUUCUGUUAUAACCCAACAUUGAAAGGGGUGGAAAGGGGGAGAGGGGGAGGUGGGGGAAGUAUAUUUUUUUGAACAUUUGAUAAACUCUAUAAAAUGACACAAUGAUGCUGUUAAGUUUUUUCUAGUAGACGUUAAAGUGGUCUUAAUUAAGACGUCUUAAACAUUUUAAUCUUCCUAGCAUAAAACAGUCAAUGCCUUGUCCCUAACAAAACACAAAGAAACAAGAAGACAAUUCUUAUUUUGCGAUCCUCAAAAAGGACGAAGAAAACGAACAUGACAUUACAAGGCUAUUCGAUUCUUUAGCUCUAUAGUUAGGGAAUCUCUUUCAUUUAUAAAGUGCUUCAUUGUCAUUUUUGUAGAUUUUCCUUUGUUUGCAACCUUGUGUGUGACAACAAUAAUCCUGACCGUACCGUCGACAACGCCAUUAAACUGCCACGAUUUUUGUUUCGUUGUUCUUAAAGGAGCUAUGUGAGUCACGCUAUUUGCCUUCUUUUUAAAAGCAAAAACGUGUCCUCGCAUCACAUUAAUUACAACAAUUAUGGUCCAGUUUUGUCAUUUAAGACUAUCUUUAAGCAUUUCAACUGUUUCCUGUCAUCUUUUCCGACGGAUGAACAUGGAUUAAAACAAAAGUUGGGCCUACUUUUUCAGGUUUUAAUAUUAUGCUUGCAAAAAUCCCCUUCUUUAUAUAAAAAUAUCUGUCUUCAACCCUCUACAGGAGCAUUUUGUCCAUGGGUAAGGGCACCUAUAGGAAUGACUUCCGCACAUAUUAACUUAAAACAGCAAAAUCUUCUUGACACAGCUCGGCAACGGGAAUUCGAAUUCCUAAAACUAAAAUAUAUUCAAAUCAAUGUACUAAACUAUCCUUACAUUUUCACCAGCACUGUGCAUGGCAAAGGAGCUUGGUCACGUGAUGGAUGUCACGUUAUCACUGAGGGCUCUAACAGAACACAUACAGCGUGCGCCUGCGAUCAUCUCACCAACUUUGCUGUACUUAUGGGAUCUGAGGAAGUCUCGGUAUGUGCUUUUUACAGUUGAAGUUCCCUUACAUACACGGACCUCUCUGAAGUUGACGCGUAUGUACUAUCCGUUUUGAAAACUGCAUGCAUUGCAGUAUAAGGACUGGUCGUGUCAUAAUAAAGUUGGUUAGGUAACGCAUGGUAUCGUUAAUAAAUUGUAUACAAAUUAUACUGUAAUAUCAUGAGUUGAUAAAAAGAGACUUAUAAGAAUAAAAACUGUUGACCAUGAUUUCAACCUUUUGUUCGACAGACUGUUUCUUUGUUUGUUUGUUUUUUUUGUUGUGGUUGUUUUUGAUCAGUUCCACAUGACUUUUAAAAAGCUUCUACUGACUUUAAUUUGUUGAAAUGUUUCUUUUACACCUGCAGCUUUCAGAAGCCAAUCAGUUUGCUUUGAUGCUCAUUACGUACGUGGGUUGCGGCUUGUCCUUACUGGGAUCAGUUGCUGCCAUUGCAUCGCUCGUACUCUUUACGUAAGUCGUCAUUAACGCAUGUACUGUUUUAUUUUUAUUCAGUUUUUUUUUACACAUUUUACGCAUUUCACGCACUGAACAUGAAUCAGAAUGACAGGCUGUAAUGAUUUCUUAAGUUAGGCUAUGUCUUCACUGUAGAACGCUUUCACAUGACGUCACGGCGGCCAUGUUGGUGUUCUAAACCAAUGAAACGGCGGCCAUGUUGGUGUUUCAAACCAACAACGUGGGAGUCGAACUCUUUUCUUAUGUAAACGCUUUCUUUUGUUCCAAUGACUUUGAGUACAUGCAGGUCAUGUGAGUGAAAACGCUCUGUAUCGGAUAGGUUUUCGUGUCGACAACUACAGCAACGGCGCGGGACUAGAGCAAGUUUUGCCUGAGCGGUUGGCCGAGAGGGUAUGGUGCACUUAAUCCCAAUCCUCACUCCUACAUAUUUACUUCCGGUUCAGUGGAUUUGAGGCCUCUUUCCUACUUCUUCACUUGCGCUACGGUUCAAAUACCUGUUCACGCUACACCAAAGUGUGGCACAGAAACUAGGGACUUUAAGAUCCAACCACGCGACGGCUAAAAGAACGUCGCUUAAAAAGUGAAUUUACGUUCUUUCAGUCUUAACAGCGAUUAUUCCUUCCCACUUACUUUGUCAAUUGUAGACGAACCCUCCUGAAGCUGAAUUUCAAGGAACCAUAUUCAAGCUCAGAAAGAGAAAUAAAAUUUCGUCGUUGCUUGUUUACGUUCUCUAUAAAACGCGAAAUUAGGCAUUUUCACGUCGUAGUCGUGCAAAAACGGGAAUGAAAUGUACAAAAAAGUGUCAUGCACGUGCGAAGUUGUUGUUUUGCUUAUUAAACCUACUGUUUUUUUUGACGUUCUCGUUGUCCUCCGCGUCGUUGGAUCUUAAAGUCCCUACUAUUCCAUAUGUGACGCUCCACUCUCGAGAUUGGCUCGGCGCUGCUUCGCUCUGUUGCAAAAAUCGCACCGAAAUCACCGUGAUGGGCUAUAAAUGGUCAAUUUUCAAAUACUUUAGAACAAACUUUAUUAAUUUAAAGCGGGCAUUAGCUUAGGUGAAUUCAAAAUUUGUUUAUCCGACGUGCUGGGUGUGCUGAAGGUAUAAGUCGGUUGGGAAUCAACUCACCACUUGCGAAUCUACCUUUUUGCCUCCCAAUUUUUUUAAACACACUGUCUUCAGGUUAUGCAAUUUUUUGUGGGGAGGAGGGGGUGGGGUACACAAGGUGUAUUGUGGGAAUGCGCAAGUGAUAAAUCGACUUUUCAGACUUUUCGGAUCGAUAUUACAAUGGAAUAUUUCCUAGAGCAACAGAAAUUGUCAAAUAUUAGUCUUGUUUUCCCUGUCGGAAAGUUCCAAACGGACAUCCGUGUUGCAUUUCUUCAAACCAAUCUUUGACACCAGUUUCAGGCUUUUAGGACCGUUUUCGGUGAAUGCAAUUUGUAUGUGUAAACAAUAAACGCAAUUUCAGAUCGUAAUUUGUCAAUCCUUAAAUUUGCUUACCAUUUGCCCAAACUGUGAACCGACCUGUGGUAUUAUUCAAGAAACUAAUGAACCCUAUCCCUUGUCCACAUUGUCUCACCCAUAUUUUCAGUCAGACGGUGUUUUUGUUGUGAUAAAUUCACUAACUUUACUCUUUUCAACAGGCAGCUCAACACAGAUCGUCAUAUAAUACAUGGAAACCUACUUAUCUCCAUAGCAAUCUCUCAGACCAUAUUCUUAGCUGGCAUCGAACAGACCAGGAAUAAGGUAUAUAUCACAUAUAUUUAAGACUCAUUUAUAUUUUGAAUCAGGUUAUUCUCUCGUUUCUCUCAAGAAUUAGCAUUAGUCAUCAUGCGACUCAGUGGUAGAAGUGUUUUCCUUAUGUGGCAGCUUAGCGUUUCUUAAGAUGGCUUUCGAUAUCAUGCAGUAGGACAACUCAAGUUAAGGAAAGAGGAAGAAAUAUUCUUCCUAUGUAGGAAAGACGUCCUUUUAUCUUGAUAUUUACUGGUACGUGUAUCAUACCAACGCUAAACAAUAACUAUGGGCUUUCGUUACGUUUUGUUCCGUUUUUUUCUUUCUCCAUGAAUAGCUCCAAUGUACAGCAAAAAUGUUUCAUUAUUUUUACCUCGUGAUUUCCUCAUUUUUUGAUAUUUACUGGUCCGUGUACCAUACGAAUUCUAACCAAUAGCCAUAGUGUUACGUUUCCUUUUGUUCUGUUAUUAUUAUUAUUAUUAUUAUUAUUUUUAUUAUUAUUACUAUUAUUAUUAUUAUUAUUAUUAUUAUUAUUAUUAUUAUUAUUAUUAUUAUUAUCAUCAUUUAUUUAUUUUUAUUUUUUGUAGCUCCAAUGUAAAUUUACAGCGAUAAUGCUUCAUUAUUUUUACCUGGUGACAUUUGGCUGGAUGCUGUGUGAAGGGCUCCAUAUUUACUCCAUGGUUAUUAAGGUGUUCAACGUUUCAUCGAAAAUAUACCACUACACUGUGCUAGCUUGGGGUAUGUAUGCUAGAGCUAUCUUCAGUUUUAGUGGAUAGAAAAUUAAGAUUGUAUAAUACCAAGGGGGUAGUGCCCCUUCAAACUCUCUUGAUAUUUAGCAAUUAUCGAAUGAGGUUGAGUAGCAUGCGAAGAAUUGUGCAGACCGUGGCGGAUGGUUGUCCACCAAGGCUGAAAACAUCCUCCGAGAUCAUCAUAUAAAAGCCGAAUUCAAUAUUUGUUUUAUUAUUCAUUUCGAAAUAUUUCAAAGGUCUUAACAAGCUUGCCUUCUUGUUCGAUUCUCGUAGACUUUCUUUAAAACUUUGGCCUAUUUCUCUGCGAACGGCUUGCUGCAUUCUGAUUGUCUGUUUUCCUAGUGAGGCGUCAUUCAAAAUACUUUUCAUUCCGUGGCUCUUUCUGACUACGUCUUUCACUUUUUUAAAGGCGUUCCAGCAUUGAUUGUUAUGAUAUCUGUUGCAAGCAGAUACUCUGAUUAUGGGACGAAAACCAGGUAAACAGUACAGUUAAUAACUACAUUUUGCAGAUGCCUUUACGUCCUGGUUAUUUUAGCGGCAAACGUUUUGUUACAUUUUGCUUUUAGUUGCUGGAUUUCAACAGAAGGAAACACUGUACUUGCCUUUAUCAUUCCUGUGACUGGAACUAUUUUGGUAAGUUUGGAGUUUUUUGAAAUGGUUCUUUAGACAUUAAUAGAGCGCUUUCAGGGGCGUAUCCAGCCUAUAAACCUGUAGGCCCGGGCCUACAAAUUUUUGGUUUGAUCACUCUACCUCUUGAUACAAAUUAUGCGUUUUGGGGCAGAGCUAAAAAGCAUAAGAGGUCAAAGUGUUGGUGAGGACCGUACAGGCCUACAACUAGUCGACAAGCUGGCUACGCCCCUGGCUUUAUUCCUUGAUCAUGAACAACAACGGAGUUACCAAAGAGACACUGGUUAGAGGCGACAAAUACAAACCACAGUGAAGAGAUGGGCUUCCUAGGGGUUCGGAGGAAGGGGGGGAGAAGUAGACACCGAGAAGACUUUCGAAAAGUCCUUCCUCCUAGUAAGUAUGGCGAGGGCUUACCCUAAGCGGCCUAAAAAGCCCGCUCAGCUCAGCUUUUUCUGCGGUGAAACUCGUGAGGAUGACUUGAGGCAAUAGAAGCCAGGGAAAUGGCUAUGUGCUUCUGGAAAACAAAGGAUAUCUUGUGAUAACUCCAGGAAAUUCCGGAAGAACUUUAAAUUUUUUUUUCUUGAAACAGGCCUUAGGAUACAUUGAUUUUCCAACUUGGAGGAAUAUCCAUUCCACAUUCCAUCCCUCAACCAACCCUCUCCUGAGAGGACCUCACUGAAAAGCGUUAUUUUUUAUGACUUUUUUUCUUUUUUUUUUUUGACUGAAAAGCGUUAUUAGUUUUUAUUAUUAUUAUUAUUAUUAUUAUUAUUAUUAUUAUUAUGAUGAUGAUGAUGAUGAUGAUGAUGAUGUAAAAUUUAGCACAGGGUUUUUCCCUGGGGAGAAAUACAGACUUCCAGCACCUUUCUGAGGAUAUGUGCCGAUCCGAGGAGUGCCGACUUUUGCAUCGUUCUUGUUCGGUUUUUAAUUCCUAGUUGCUCCAAGUGGCCUGCCAGCUUCUUUGGCACCACUUUUGUCCUUGAUUUCCAGAUCCUUUGAAUCUCUCUUGCCAGGUCUUGGUAUUUUUCAUUAUUAUUAUUAUUAUUAUUAUUAUUAUUAUUAUUAUUAUUAUUAUUAUUAUUAUUAUUAUUAUUAUUAUUAUUAUUAUUGUUAUUAUUGAUAUUAUUUCCUUUACUUUCGAACAAAACGACUAUCAUACGGAAAAAUGCAUGAAGUCGUUGAAUUCUAAUGCCAGGUCACAAUUGUAACAAGAGACAACAUGUAGACGAGCCUCAGGGCUGUAUCCUGACAUUUCGUCACAUGAAUCGACUGACGUCACAUGACAAAUUCGAUCGAGAAAAGCAAAGUGAUAACGCAAAAGCAUGUAAGAAAUGACUGCCUUAACGGACUCAGAAGAAGAACUUCAUAAAUUCUGUGCUCCUCUUUGUAUGUUUGCUUUCAAAGUGAGACCUAAAACGUUACGUUUUUCGUUCUGUAACAUUUAUUUUGAUUUUAUUGUAAUUCAGGCAAACCUCGUGAUUUUAGCGCUGGUGUUAAAGGAGAUUUGUCGUCUACAGACAUCACAAAGAACAUGUAUGAGUGAAAUCGUCAGGUAACAGGGUUACUUUGUUUAUCAGCCUAUUUACGAAGCGUGUACACGACAAAGAAAUAAGUAAACAAAUUUUGUGUAGGGGAGAAAAAGAGGCAGAUAGUUAAUGGGGAAGAUGGAGAUUAGUACAGGGGCACACAAAUGUUUCCAGAUACAACAUCAGAAGUAUCUCGAAAUGUUUUCUCCCUGAUUUAGGAGCCUGUUUGGCUAAUUUGGAGUUACCUCCAAAUUUCUUAAGCAGUGUUCGGAUGUCUUAAGGGAACAUCAUUCGUCGCCUCGAAAGUUUUAAGUAGCUUUUUCGUUUGUCACAUCCAAAAGUGUUAGCAACCUUGAUGGGUCCGGUAAAAAGUUCGUGGACAUAGAGUAGCCAUAUUUUCAUAAGAUUCUAGGUUACGUUUUGUCUUUACAUAGAAGUUUUCAGGGAACCUUUAAUUUUUUCAUACUAAUCGCGAUAUCUUGGUAAUAAAAUGAGAAAAACACUACCUCCGAAAAUCGUAGGUAAGUUAGUAAAAAUACCGAACGGUUCUCUAGAAAUUUUCAGCCUUUCUCGAGAUUCAGAAAUUUCUAGGCUAGGCCGGUUCCUGAUCAGGAGUACAAAGAAACUAGCGUGGGUGAUUCAUUUCGUUGUUAUGGCAACUCCGAUAUCAUUGUAACCCUGAUCAUAACAAAUUUUCAUCUUAAUCUAAUACAGCUGUGGUGAAAAUUUUUCCAAAUCUUGGUUAAUGGCGACGUAAUAUUGCUCAAACGUGGGACGUAUUGAGCCUGAAAAACCCCAUCGGUCACCUUAAGGUGGCCAAUUCACCUUAUAUCUGGCCUCCCAUGCAGACGGUUUAGGGCCUCGUCGCGCCAGUGGGAAAGGAACGCGUGCAUGGGAGGCUAGGUAUGGGAGGCUAGGUAUCCUCUUAACUUAGAGAAAAGAAGAAAAAAGUAAAAAAAAAGUCUCUUGACGAAGCCUUACUAAUUUAGAGAGGUAGGAACCUUAUUGGCCAUUUCAGAGUUGCGUGGGGAACUAGGGGGAGUUUCAAAUUUAAACUAAUCGAUAAACUAACACUACCAUAUAAAAGGUCAUGUCGAGAUUGGUUAUUUGACCAAGUUUGGUGCUCUGAGGUUGAACAGGGAUCACGUUAUGACUCUUGAAACAUGGUUAAAGAGCCAUACAAACCUCUGUAAUUUUGUGACAGCUUCCCCCAAAACCAUAUAAACUCUUAAUUUGUUUCACCAUUUCGGUGAUAUUCCUGAAAAUGGGCAAACAUAGUGAUUUUGGAAUUAUUUCCUUCCAAGUAGUAGAUGCAUGACGAAUUCUACAGUUUAAAAGAAAAACUGAAAACUAUUUUAAAGAGUUUAUAUGGUUUUUGACUUUUGGGGGACGAUACAAUUGUCACAAAAUUUCAGACGUUUGUAUGGAUCUGUAACCAUGUUUCAAAAGUCAUAACUUUAUCCCUGUUCAACUUUAAUUAGAGCACCAAACGUGGUCAAAUAGCCAAUCUCAACACGAACUUUUAUAUGGAGGUGUCAUCAGUUUAUCGAUUAGUUUAAAUUUGAAACUCGCCCCAGUUCCCUACGCAACUCCGAAAUGGCCAUAAACUCGAAUAAAAGACGGUGAGGGAAUUGGAUAAUAACGAGUGCUGACGCAUUUGUUUCUCCAACAAUUGUAAAUUUAAUCUUAUUUGUAUGGCAAAAGUAGGCUUUUUAUAAUCUUAAAUGCUUAUCCAAUUGCAAUCGAUGUCCCUUUAUUAUUGUAAAUUAAAACAGUUUUGUUUUACCUUAAGUAUUUUUUCAUUACUGUUUUAGAUCCACUAUCAAGUCACUCGUGGUUCUUUUCCCUCUUCUUGGUAUCACCUGGUUAUUUGGCCUGCUGGUGUUUGCCACACAUGAUGUAACAAUUCAGUAUUUAUUUGCCUUGUCUAACUCAUUACAGGUACAUUUAAUUAUUUUAUUUACACUUAAUAAAAACUUAAACAGAGCCACACGCCUUGAAGGCGAUGUUGGCACGAGUAGCGAGACAAGACUCCUACAUUCUACUACGUUAGUUAUCGCACUUUCUGUAUAACCUGUAUCUAUGUGUAGAUUUAGACUCGCUUUGGUAUCUUUUUCAGUUUUUGUAAGUAAGUUUAUCAAACUAAAUGUUUUGGAAAGAACGCAACUGGUCACAAAGCAUUUCAGGGCGUUUUCAGGGGCAGGGGGAUGCAAAUAAAAUCAGUCUCUGUCACUAUUCUCUGUCUUCAUAUAUACUUCUACACAGGUGUUUUGGACGAAUCGUGUUCUCCUCCCUAAAAAAUACGCGCUUGCCCACAAGCGAUAUUCCUGUUUCUGUGGUUUAGCCAAUCUCGUUUCGACUCCCAAACUUUAGAAGCUUUGACCUUGGCAUAUCCCACACAAGGAUGGGGGAGCUUUGUGGGCAUAUCCCAAAAGGCGUUUUUAGGAAAAAAACGUUUUUCCUUCAAACGUCUGUGUCGGAGGGAUAUGUUUUGUGUUUGGUCAACCUGCCUUACCAGGCACAUGUCCAUUUGUUUUGAUUAUGCACUGCUAAGAAAAGCGCCACCGAAUGGAAUUUUGCUUAUCGAUUGUUCAUUCCUGUUUUAGCUAAAAAGAUAUAUAUAUAUUUUUCUUUUUAGGGCUUCUUUAUUUUCCUUUUGCAUUGUCUUUUUAAUUCAGAGGUAAGUAGCAACUUAACAGUGGUGCGGUGACACUCAGAGGUCUUAAUCUUUAUUACUUCCACUAAAGCACAAAUUAUGUAACCAGCAUACGAGAACAGGAUCAGAGUAUCUACUAUAGACGACCACAGCAAACUAAAGUUGAUUAGGUUAUGUUUACUUAGUAAUAAUCUAUUAAAUAAUUCAGAAUCGACUGACUGACUAAAUGAGAUAUUUCUAACUGAAGUAGUAGUCUACUAGAAGCCUAGAAACUGUGAGCUUGAUUUGAAUCACGGGAUAUUGUAAAACAUGUUUGCUGAUUAUCAUGGAGUUUUGGGUAAAGUUUGUCUGCUAAGUUUUGAUCUCUUGUAUCAAGUGCCAUCCUCUGGAAUCGUUACAUGGGGACUGACUAGUACGAGCGAUGAACCUUAACAGCAGAAAGAAGUAACAUCAAUGUCACGUUUCUUUAGAUUCGUAAGACCUUUAAGCGCAAGAAAGAAAUCUGGAAGACUCUUAAAGUGUUUGCUUACUUCCGCAAGCGGAUAUUUGCCACCUCCGUUGUACCUGUAGGUCAUCGCAGUUCUCUUACAGAUAAAGUUGCCACAUUCAAGGUAAGCUGUGUUAAAUAAAACGCCUUCUUCCAGUGGCUAGCUACGUGAAGCUGAUCAAAUAGUUGUCCUGACCAAGAGAAUGUUAUAGUAAAGAAGAUUAAAGUGGGUUAAAUUAAAUACAUAUAAUGCAUGCGUAAAAAGAAAAUGCGCGAACGGGACCCAAUAGGCCAGCGUAAGGCGUUUCAAGUAAAGUAAACACAACUUUACAGAAAACUGAUUGAAAAGAAAUAGUAUAACUAUGAACUCAAGGCGCCAUUCAGGUAAAAUAACUUAUUUCUCAUCAGGGAAGUGCAUUCUCUAUAAGUAACAGAAAACUAUAGUCAUAUUUUGAAGCAAGAGUCCGCACCACAAGGAUACAAACGUGCAUAAAUAGCUCGAUCAACAUGUACAACUUGCUCCUUUCGGGGCACUCUAUAGGACGGACGCCUUUCUAAAAAGGACACCUGGGCAGUUGUGCAAACGUUGGAUAGCGCUAUCCACUGGAUAAAUUACUGUCCAGUGGAUAGACCAAUGGGAGACCAAUUGCGUUAUGCUGGAUAGAGAUUUAUCAUGGAUAGCGUUAUCCAACGUUUGAACAUCUGAGGCCUGGAGUUAGCCCCUGGCGGCUGCUCUCCGAUCCACUUAGAGCAACCCUCAGUGCUGGGGCUAAACUAAAAUAAUGUAAAAGCUCUUUCUUUUAUGUCAAUAACUUGAAAUAGUCAUCAGUCUGACUAACAAAUCCCAAGGCCUAUGGUGCGCUCAUUUAACCCCCCCCCCCCCCCCCCACCCCCCCCCCCCCCCCCCCCCCCCCCCCCCCCCCCCUCCUCGCCCUCCCCUCCCCGCUCUUCAUGACACUUCCUGCUCUAGUAUACCACGAGCAACACACACACCACUCACCACUGAUACCCCUAAAAAAAAAAACGAAUCACUUGUCCAAGGCCGCGCACCAACCAACUGUGGUAUCCUUGUUCCUGUGCUAACCCCUGGCUAGUGGGUUAGAGAGAGUUGUGCCUACUACACGAUUUGAAAAACAUGAAUACACCAAUCAAGCUUGCAUUUGUUUGAUUGUCUCUCCUAGGUGACGUCAGAGCAGUGA
Molecule: messenger RNA, 20349 nt
Organism: Porites evermanni
Lineage: Eukaryota; Metazoa; Cnidaria; Anthozoa; Scleractinia; Poritidae
Source: the annotation of a GenBank genome assembly